AUGCAACUGCCCAAGUUCCGACUGGGCAAGGUGUCCAACACCAGUCACACCAGUGCGGCAUCCCUCACCCUUCGGCAAUCAAUCUAUCCUCUGUUCCUGGUCACCUUGCUCUUCUUCUUAUGGGGAUUCUCCUACGGCCUCCUGGACACUCUGAAUAAACACUUCCAAAACACCCUCGGAAUCACCAGAGUCCGAUCCUCCGGCCUCCAAGCCGCCUACUUCGGCGCCUACCCAUUAGCCUCCCUCGGCCACGCCAACUGGAUCCUCCGCAAAUUCGGUUUCAAAGCAGUCUUCGUCUGGGGCCUCAGCUUAUACGGCAUCGGAUCCCUCCUCGCCUGGCCAGCACUCGUCUACCGCUCCUUCGGAGGCUUCUGCGCCGCCAUCUUCGUCAUCGGAAAUGGUCUCGGAUCUCUCGAAACCGCAGCAAACCCUUAUAUCACCAUCUGUGGACCUCCCAAAUACUCUGAACUCCGCAUCAAUUUCUCGCAGGCUUUUAAUGGUGUGGGGAGUGUUGUGGCGCCUUUGAUGGGGUCGUAUAUUUUCUUCAAAGAUGUUGAUGAUGAUGCGAAUGCGAUCAAGAAUGUUCAAUGGGUUUAUCUGGCUAUUGCUUGUUUUGUUUUCUGCCUCGCGGUUGUGUUCUGCUUCAGCGAUAUUCCGGAAAUUACCGACGCGGAUAUGGCGUUGCAGGCCUAG
Molecule: messenger RNA, 693 nt
Organism: Cercospora beticola
Lineage: Eukaryota; Fungi; Ascomycota; Dothideomycetes; Mycosphaerellales; Mycosphaerellaceae
Biological process (GO): transmembrane transport
Molecular function (GO): transmembrane transporter activity
Source: RefSeq, a predicted model, not a curated record